AUGCCGCCAGGACAGAUGGCUGUCAGCCGCCACAAACCACGCCGUGCGUCCGCUGCCUCGUUUAGGAAAAAUACUUCAAGCGAGGUGGCCUCCAUCUGCCAGCAGCUUCACGAUGCGCUGCAGCAGCAGUCGCGCCUAGAGGUGCAGCGUCAGCAGCAGCUUGUCCAGUAUAGGCGCCGGCUGCGCACGCUCUGCGAUGACAACGCCACCCUGCGUAACAUUAUUCAUGCCGGGGAGAGACGAAGGCGCGAUGCGGAGGCGGCCGCCGCGGCGGGGCUCGUCAUGCCAACUGGGGCCCGGGCACACAAUGGUGCGCCGAAUGAGCCGGCGACCGUCACCGAAGCCGAGGUGGAGGCGCUGUCGCAGCGCAUCUACCUCGCACGCCAACGGCGCAACAAGGUGCUGCAUGAAAUCAAGGCUGACGAGGCCGCCCUCGACGCCGAGGCGAAAUCGCAAGAGUCGCUAAUGGAGCAGGCGCAGAUCGCGCUAGACCCAGCCAAGCUGCUGAUGGGCGCCAACCGGCCGGUGUAUCUGCGCAUGAUGCGGCUUGAGCAACUCGUCGACAAGGUGCUUUCCAAGCAGCGCAUCGCUGGCGUCGUGUUGGCCAACUACCGGCACCAUCUGGGCGUUCUCUCCACCGAGGCGGCGCAGUACGAUGCGCAGCAGACACUGCUAGAGAGGGAGUAUGCAGACCGCCACCGAGAUCAUCUAAAGCUUCUCCAACUGUACGACACAGCGCGUGCGGCGUACUCGACAGCCGUCGAGGCCCUGCAGGUCGUUCAGAGGAGCGCCUCGCGUAUGCGCACAGCAAAGGAGAAGGCGCUGCAACAGAAGCGGAGGGAGGUGGACAAGGGCCUUGUGGCGACGCAGCAGCAAGAGCGCCGCGUGGUGGACAGACAGCAGCAGCUCGAGGAGGAAACCCAGAUGCUCGAGGCCGCAGAGAACACAAAGGCGCAGCUGGAGCAGCAACGCAUGAACUCCCGCGCGGCCUUGACGGUGCUGCGGGUCACCAGUGCGUCACGGGAGGACGGCACCGGCGAGCCGUCCACCGGCACGGAUGAGCGUGUCGCUGCGUACGAAGUGGCCUUCCGUGGCAUGAUGCGAGUGGCGAAGGUCAGCACCCUUGAUGCCCUCGUCGAGGCCUAUCAAGCAGAGAUCGAGCAGCAGUAUCGUCUGCAGAACGAUCUAACCUACGUGCGAGAGGCGCAAGAGGCGCUGGUGCAAGAAGUGCAGCACCUGCGCGAGCGGGUGAAGCAGACAAAGUACUGCGUUGGUGCCGCCACGCGACUCGCGACGGAGAGCGCCGUGUUCGACGCGGCGUCGGCCAUCGUCGGCACGGCGCCGUCACCUUUGAUGGAGCGCGAGCUGCACACGUUUGUGCGAGAGGAGAAGGAGUCCCUGGCCAUGUACGUCGGUGCCAACGAAGCGAACCAGGCCCUCGUGAUGGAGGUGGCGGAGCGCGUGAACCACUUGGCGGAGCUGGUGGCCGACUACCGCGCUGAUGUGCGUGUGCCGUCGAUUCAGUGCACCGCGGCGCUGGCGAAGAGCUCCUCGUCGUUGCCGCUGCACGUUGCUGUGCUGGCGCAGAAGCUUCUGGCGUUGGCUGCAGACGCAGCCGGGGAGGCCGACCUUGGUCCAUCCUCCACCCUCUCCUCCCCCGUCAAGGACGCGAGGCACGGUGAGGGUGCUGUGCAUGACGACAAGGUCAGCAGCUCCGCCGCUGCGGUGGUGUCCUCGGUGCAGAUUGUGAUACCCGCCAACAACCGCCGUGUCCCCCUGGCACACGAAGGCGCAGGUGGCGGUGUGGGUGGACCAGGACCCAGCGGCCGCCGCGGGAGAACGGCAGCCGAUGUUGCCGGCAUCUCCUCUUCCGCUGCCCGUGCGCUGCUGCACCCUCACAGAGCCGGGCCUGGCGGCCAUGAGGGCGGUGCGUUGAGGGCCUCCGCAAAUCAGCGGCGUAGGCGUUCGUCCGCUGCGGCCGGUGCCGGCUUCAUCGAGAGUCCGGAGGACGAGGACGAUGUGCGCUUGGCCGUGGUGGCGGCGCUGCCCCCGCCCGGCGGCCGCGUGCUUGACUUCCACGGUGCAUCGACGGACACGUCGGAGCUUCAUAGCGGGAUUUUCAACGGCAGCGACGCCGGCGGUGGUGCUCGUGGCGGCGGUGAUGGGACUGGUGGCGACAACGGGAGCUCACAUCGCGCAGCGGCCGUGACACGCGGUCGCCGUCCUUUCCCAAAGCUGCCACGCCACAUGGUUACGGCGGGGGCAACAAGUGCGCACCAAGCCAACGUGCAGUCGCUUGCGAGGGCAGUGGAAGACGAUCAAGAGGACCCACUGCGGCGUGAGGAGGUGAAGCGCAUGUCGGAGAUGAUCCGUACCCGCCAGAAGCUCGAGGCGGAGAAGGAUUCGCGGCGACCUUAA
Messenger RNA from Leishmania major strain Friedlin, 2418 nucleotides. RefSeq lists its product as hypothetical. The record is from RefSeq and is a predicted model, not a curated record. Gene Ontology annotation, cellular component: cilium. The transcript has a single exon. Lineage: Eukaryota; Euglenozoa; Kinetoplastea; Trypanosomatida; Trypanosomatidae. The coding region runs from base 1 to 2418 and encodes 805 amino acids. Gene Ontology annotation, biological process: outer dynein arm assembly; cilium movement.